ACAACCUAAUCGGAAACAACAUCGAAUCGAAAUCUUCUCGUGAGAUUCGAUCCUGCAAAAGAUGGAGAGAUCAAACGUGUUUUCGAAACCCUAGAUCCCAGCAAACCAAAGAACAACAAAAAAAAAACACAGAAAAGCAAGGGACCCCCCAAAAAACAUCGAUCCAUCGAUACAUCCAUGGCGGAUUUCACAUGCACGACGCCGUUGCUUCUGUAUCCAUCGCUCGUCCUGGUAUUAUUCUUCUACUCCGUCAACCACCAUUACCGUUUCUUGCCUUCCUCUGACAACAUCGGUGACCCUUCUCUCUGUUCUGAUGAUUCCGACAACCUCGGAGCUCUCCGAAGCCCCGAAGCAUUGAUCUACUCUUCCUUCAGAUUCCCUUUCCGUACGAACUCCUCUUGCCGUCGUCGCCGCGGAGAUGAUGAUCUUCCCAGCUCCAACAAUUCGGAGAAGGUGAGAUGGGAGGCGUUGGAGAGAGUGGAAGGAGGGCUGGCGAUGGCAAGAGCGGCCAUCCUUACCAAAGCGGCAUUCUCUCGCAACUCGUCGUACGGUUCGGAGAGCCUCAUUGGAUCUGUCUAUCUCAACCCUUUUACUUUUCACCAGAGCCAUAGAGAGAUGGAGAGGAAAUUCAAGAUAUGGGCAUACAGAGAAGGAGAUGGGCCACUCUUCCAUAAGGCGCCUGUCAAUGACAUAUACGCAAUCGAGGGGCAGUUCAUGGACGAGAUCGAGACGGGGAAAUCCCCGUUCGCGGCCAAGCAUCCUGACGAGGCCACAGUGUUCUAUAUUCCUGUCGGGAUAGUUAACAUCAUAAGAUUUGUCUACAGACCUUACACCAACUACGCAAGAGACCGUUUACAGAACAUCGUCAAGGACUACAUCUCUGUCAUCUCUCAGAGGUAUCCCUAUUGGAACCGCAGCCUCGGGGCCGAUCAUUUCCUCGUUUCUUGCCACGAUUGGGCACCUGAUGUCACGGCUGCGGAUCCGGAGUUCUACAGGCUCUUCAUCAGAGUUCUCUGCAAUGCCAAUGCCUCAGAAGGCUUUGUCUCCAUGAGAGACGUGUCCUUGCCGGAGAUCAAUAUCCCACGUGGCCAAUUGGGCUCUCCACACGCCGGAGAACCGCCGGAGAAUCGAAAAAUCCUGGCUUUCUUUGCUGGAGGGCCCCACGGAAAAGUGAGGCAAAUACUUUUCCAGCGAUGGAAAGACAAAGACAGAGACGUCAGGGUUCACGACUAUCUCCCAAAGGGACAAAACUACACGAAACUGAUGGAUCAGACGAAGUUCUGUCUAUGUCCGAGCGGAUACGAAGUCGCAAGUCCGAGGAUCGUGGAAUCCUUGUACUCGGGUUGCAUUCCCGUGAUCAUCGCAGAUUCAUACGUUCUUCCGUUCAGCGAUGUCUUGGACUGGAAGAAAUUCUCCGUCCAUAUACCGAUACCGAAGAUUCCGGAGAUCAAGAAGAUUCUAGAAGGUAUUCCGGAGGGGGAGUACCUGAGGAUGCAGAGGAGGGUUCUUCAGGUUCAGAGACAUUUCGUGUUGAAUCGACCGUCUAAGCCCUUUGAUAUGCUGCGUAUGGUGAUGCAUUCCAUCUGGCUGCGGAGGCUUAAUGUCCGGGUCCCUAUUUUACAGUGAUCAAUUCUGUAGAGUUCAUACAUAUAUAUAUAUAUGUAUAGACAUAAUAUAAUGGUGUAACAUUAGGAUCUUGAUUGUUUCCUUAAUGAUAUAUGUAGUUCGGAAGA
Molecule: messenger RNA, 1733 nt
Organism: Tarenaya hassleriana
Lineage: Eukaryota; Viridiplantae; Streptophyta; Magnoliopsida; Brassicales; Cleomaceae
Product: probable glycosyltransferase At5g11130
Exons: 4
Coding region: 178-1626 (482 amino acids)
Molecular function (GO): glycosyltransferase activity
Source: RefSeq, a predicted model, not a curated record